AGACGCAAUUUGACCGUGGUGGACGUAUUAUGAUCAUAUGAUGGAAGUGCAUCAUUGCAGGGCGGAAGUAUCAUCUGACGUGGCAUGAGGGGCGGAAACGCUUGUUUGUGUUUUGGUUCUAAAGGGGAAGUUGCGAGAGAAAAGAAAGGAGGAGACUUGAUCGGGGUUGGUAAAAUUCCCACUAACCGACCCCAACAAUAAGGAAAACCUCUCAAAAAUUUUAGCACCCCGUCGUCGGAAAUCAGUUCAAGCAACCUGCCGGCUGACUUUCAGCCAGUACUGGGACAGCUCUCGGUGUGUGUGUGACCGCCUAAAGGAGACUGGGUGAUUGACGACUGUCAUGGCCAAUAGGGGAGGAGCAACACGCCCCAACGGGUCCAACGCGGGAAAUAAGAUCUGCCAGUUUAAACUGGUCUUGCUAGGGGAGUCAGCUGUGGGAAAGUCCAGUCUCGUACUGCGCUUUGUCAAGGGGCAGUUUCACGAGUUUCAGGAAAGCACAAUUGGAGCGGCCUUCCUUACGCAGACGGUGUGCUUGGAUGACACAACGGUAAAGUUUGAGAUUUGGGACACAGCCGGACAAGAGCGCUACCACAGUUUGGCCCCCAUGUACUACAGAGGUGCCCAAGCUGCCAUUGUAGUUUAUGACAUCACCAAUGAGGAGUCGUUUGCAAGAGCAAAGAACUGGGUGAAGGAGCUUCAGAGGCAGGCCAGCCCAAACAUUGUCAUUGCACUGUCUGGGAACAAAGCUGACCUUGCCAACAAGAGAGCUGUGGACUUCCAGGAUGCUCAAACUUACGCAGAUGACAACAGUUUGCUGUUCAUGGAGACAUCAGCAAAGACUUCCAUGAAUGUGAAUGAGAUCUUCAUGGCCAUUGCAAAAAAGUUGCCUAAGAGCGAGCCCCAAGCUGCCGGAGCCAACAGUGGGCGAAGUAGGGGUGUGGACCUCACAGAGACUGCCCAACCCACCAAGGCCCCCUGCUGCAGCAACUAACGCAAAAAAAAAAAAAAAAACCCACACAAAACUCUGUUACCGCAACAACUAACGCAAGGUCCCGCCCUCCAACUUGGUUUUGACUAACUAAUGAAAUGCCUCUGCUUUCCCCAUUUCCACAACUCUCUUACGCUGUAACAAAAGCUCUGCCCCGCCCAUAUAUCCGCGGUGUUUUGUUUUGUUGUUUUUCUGUAAAGACCCAGGCUUCUUACUGUAUUCAUGCUUAAGGUCAUGCCUUGUCUCCAAACUGUAAUAUAUGCCGUCACAAAUAUUCAUCAGAAAGAAAGAAAAAAUGUCAUUUGCCUGACCAGGACAAAAAAGGGGUGGGGCCUCUGCAAGGGUUCGCUUGCUCUGUCAUAAUUCAGAACUCUACAGUCGGCUUCGUCGUUUCUUUUUCUCAAAUCUGUUUUCAUUCUUUUUUUUUUUUUAUGAUUUUGUUUUAUAAAAAUGUACUUUUCAGAAAAAUGGAUGCAUGUAUCACUACAAAGCCUGAAAAAGGUAAAUCAAAGUUUUAACCUUAUCCAACGGCACACAUGGUGAGAGAGGACUUGACAAAUGACUCGGCCCAUUUGCUCCACCCCGUCUCGUUUCCCUGCUCUUUCCCUCUCGCUCUGAUUCUGGAUGUCCCAGCGGCUCUGUUCAGUGGCAGACUGCCCACUUCCUGAGGCUGUGCCGCCAAGCCCACCUCCUUCUUAACCCCACACACACAGCCAAGAUCCCUGUUAUUCUCUCACCAGUUAGCACCCCUUCACUUUUUUCGUUGGCAUUAUUGGCAAUAUCCUAUAACUGAGUGAAUAUUUGGCUGUGCUUUCACUCAGCAUGAAAGGCUUACACAAGGUUCUGAUAUUCAUUUAGUAAAAAAAAACAAAACAAAAAAACAUGUCUACAUACAAGUAAAGUGAAUUACCCUUCACAAACGUGCACCGCUCACACAUACUCCCAUUCUUCUGGUUCUAACUCACCCAGGUGUUUCUUACUCCAUGCCUUGCACUAAUUUUUGGUCUUGAUAUUAUCUCUUGCAAGAACAGCCAGAGUGAUAUAAAUAUAUAUAAAUAAUUUACUGUAAAUAGGGUGUUGCAAUGUAUUCGUCUUUUUCAUUUACUGUUGCAGGACUAAUGCUUGAUAGGGAGUUAGAUGAUCAUUAAAAAAAAAAAAAAGAUUGUACAGUAACCAGGAAUUGCUUUGAUAGGGGGUUGGAGUUAUGUUUCUUUUUCACAAAAUGGUUAAAUUAUAAUCAAUGGUGGUCUUAUAAAAAAUGUAUGUAGUGUUAUUAACAAAAAAAGAAGCUUUUCUUUAGUGGUCUGUUUUGUAAUUUUCAUGAGAAAGCAAAGACAUUCACAACGUUUUGUCACUAACAGUGUCCAAAUGACCAGAUUAUGAUGGUUCUUCCUCUGCUUUUCUUCCCAGUAUCAUACAACAUACACUUUUAACAUGAUCUCAAUAUUCUAUCCUUCAGGAUACUGGUACCACAUACAUUCGCUGCUACAUUAAAUUUUCGUCUUUUUUUUAUUUUUUAAAGCAUUUCCCCUUUGAGACUAAAAAUGCAGUUACUUAAAUAUUACUGUUAAUGUAUCAAAUAAAUUUCUUAUAAAUGGUA
Molecule: messenger RNA, 2588 nt
Organism: Pimephales promelas (fathead minnow)
Lineage: Eukaryota; Metazoa; Chordata; Actinopteri; Cypriniformes; Leuciscidae
Gene: rab5aa
Product: RAB5A, member RAS oncogene family, a
Molecular function (GO): GTPase activity; GTP binding
Source: RefSeq, a predicted model, not a curated record